UGGAGUGGUUUGGUUGUGGUGGUGAAAAUCUCUCUUGGUGUGGUCUGAGCCUUAGGUAGCUUGUGUAGUUGUGAGUGGGUCGUUCUUGAUUGUGUAUCGGGUGUGGGUUUCUUUGAAAUAAAUUAGAGAGAGCAAAAAUUUAAGUUGUAGUAAGAGAUAAUUAUAAAGAAGAUGGCAAAAUUUGAGAGGACAGCAGCCGCUCCAUUGCUCGCCCUAAACUUUGUCUUGUACGUCGUUCUCUUGGGUUUCGCCAGUUGGUGUCUUAAUAGAUACAUCGACGGUGCUAAUCAUCAUUUGGGAGGAAAUGGAGCCACAGUUCUGUUGCUGACCUUUGCAAUCUUGGCGGCUGUUGUUGGUAUAGCGGCCAAAGUCGCAGCAGGGAACCAUGCCAGGACGUGGAAGGCGGAGCAUAUAUCGGCAGCGGUGGCCACUGAGCUAGUCGCAUGGGCCAUAACAGCCCUGGCCUUUGGGUUUGCUUGCAAGGAAAUCCACAUAGGAGGGCACAGGGGUUGGAGACUCAAAGUAGUUGAAGCCUUUACCAUUAUUUUGACAUUCACCCAACUCCUAUACCUCCUCUUCAUCCAUGCUCUUGAUUGAUUGGGACUCAUUAUUUCUUUUUUUUUUCUCUCGUUCUUUGUUUUAAAUUAUCGAUUUGUUCUCCUCAUGCAUGAGUAAUGAUUCAAUUGAGGGAUUGGUGGUGAUUGUCCAGUGAUACUAUAUACAUAUAUGUAGUAUGUAGUAGCAUUAGGACUUGUUAAAGCUUUGUUUGGUAGUG
Molecule: messenger RNA, 775 nt
Organism: Diospyros lotus (date-plum)
Lineage: Eukaryota; Viridiplantae; Streptophyta; Magnoliopsida; Ericales; Ebenaceae
Product: membrane protein PM19L-like
Exons: 2
Coding region: 172-597 (141 amino acids)
Source: RefSeq, a predicted model, not a curated record